AUGAGCGAAUCACCACCCAACGAUCCUUUUAAUCAGGAAAUUCAACAACUGAGAGCUGAUUACGAGGGGAGAAGAAAUCGGUCUAAUCUGAAUUCCACUCCUGACCAACAGAUAAUAGACCUCAGUUUGGAUGUGGUUGAUGGUGUUUUAUGCUACACUUACUGGUAUGAACCUUCAGGCCAGUGCAUCCGGCUGGCCGAUAUACCGGGCACUCUUUCUGGUGAUAUACUCCACCUACUACGAAACAUUCCCGUCUUAGAGGGUGACCACGAAAUCAUCGGUGACCAAAUAUGUCCCCUCAAAAAUACACUACCACUUCCAGAGCUAGACGAUGACUCUGAGGAACUUGGUACAGUUCUUGCCUCGCUCCCUGUGAUCAAAGUCAAUUCCAGUAAACAUUUUGUGAAGGAGGGUAAAUAUCAGAGUGAGAUUAGAAAUCUACUCAAAUGUCAAGGUGGAUCUUGCCCAGGAGUACCAAAGUCAUCUCACAUCAUUCAAUUACUGGGAAGGUCGCCCGAUGGGAAGCUGGUUUUCGAGAAGUUCAAGCCACGCUAUGUCUUGGUGAACAUUUAUCCUCUUGCUGUCUAUACAGACUGGAUUCUGCAGAUACUCUCCGGGUUGAAGUGCCUUCAUUCCCUUGGGAUCGUUCAUCGUGAUCUCCGCAUCGAUAAUAUUGUCUUCUCCUCUGAUACCUCUCGCGUGCUUAUUUGUGAUCUCGAGAGUUGUUGGGGAAAUUGUUUGGCACCUGAGGUUUCUCGCAAGCCGGUGUUGGAUGCUGGCUGA
Molecule: messenger RNA, 783 nt
Organism: Penicillium malachiteum
Lineage: Eukaryota; Fungi; Ascomycota; Eurotiomycetes; Eurotiales; Aspergillaceae
Exons: 1
Coding region: 1-783 (260 amino acids)
Biological process (GO): protein phosphorylation
Molecular function (GO): protein kinase activity; ATP binding
Source: RefSeq, a predicted model, not a curated record